AGUUGCAGCAUUUGGCUGAGUGAGCCUGCAUGAAGAUACAGUGUCACCUACAGUGCGGUUCCAGUAAGUGCAAGACUUACGAGACAGAAGGCAAGUCCUGAAGCUGUUUGGAACUUGUUCAGUAUGGAGAGCCGUGAGAAAACGGUUCUUACGUUGACGAUAUAUCCGCGGCGGCCAUCAGCAAACUUGGUCCUCCUCGGCCUGAAGAAGCGCGGGUUUGGGGAAGGCAAGCUGAAUGGCUUUGGUGGCAAACUGGAGCCCAAUGAGUCACUUGAGGAAAGUGCAGUAAGAGAACUCCGAGAGGAGUGCGGCCUCUCGUCCAAAUGCGCGGACCUGACCUGGCGCGGCCGCUUGACGUACUUAUACGACACGAAGCCCAAGGCUAUGGAGGUCAACGUCUUUGAUCUCGAGACUUGGCAAGGUGAGGUGCAGGAGACGGAGGAGAUGAAGCCAGCAUGGUUCUGUCACCGGGACAUCCCGCUGCGCUCGAUGUGGGCAGACGACGAGCACUGGCUGCUGCAAUACCUGGACGGGCACUUGGCGACGCCGUUUGUUGGCCGCUUCCGAUUCAAAGGUCACGAAGGACCUGACAGUUGGGACAUCCGUGAGCACUACGUGGCAUCAUUGUGUCCUGCAUCUGUGCCUCGGAUGUCUGAGCCAUUGCCCGGAUCUGCCAUGGUGGUGUCCACCGUGAGUUUUAUCAACUCUCCAUCCGCAAGGCCUUUGGAAUCCUUCAUCCGCUACCAUCUGGCCAAAGGCUUUGCCAGGGUCAUGAUAUUCGUUGACAGCCCCGAGGACCGAGCAACCUUGGACGUAGUGCGGCGCUUUCCAGCCGCUCGAGUUCUAUCCAAGAUUCGUGGCCCAGAGCUACUGGAAGAACAGCGUCAGGCGUGUCCUUCUUACGGAAAGUUGUGUGACUUUCAAUCUGAAGUCUCUGGUCGUCAGCUUCUGGAUGCAGAGUUGGCCAUGGACUUGGCUCCCGGUCUGGGUUGCCGCUGGCUUGUUUGCCUGGACUCUGAUGAGCUGUUCUGCACGGAGAAGCCUUCCGUGGUGCCACACUUCGAAGAGCUCGAAGAGAAAUAUGUUUAUCAGAUGUCGUAUUUAAACCAUGAAGGGGUGCCGGAGCAGAUGGACACUGUGGACUACUUUGCCACCGUGACACUUUUCAAGAAGCAUCAAUUUGCAGUCCCGCUGACUGCCCCAGCCCGGGGCGCGUUGCGCUUUUGGAUGAGUCGAUCGCAGAGGGGCCACUUCUUCUUGUUUUACGACAAUGGCAAAAGCGCUUGCCGCACUGGAUGCGGUGCGGUUCCGCUAAGCCAGCACUUGUGGCGGCUGCCUUCUGGAUACCAGAGUUGCACGGCGCUUGCAGAUCCCAGGAACAUGGAUGUGCAUGGGUUCAGAGAAUGUGCUGACCCGUGCGUUCUGCAUUUUCCUAUUUGCGGGGUGAAGUGGUUCACGGCAAAAUACAAAACACUAGGAAGCUUUCCAGACAAGUGGCUCGGGAGAGUACCUCUCAGCGAAUCAUUCCAUACAGACGCUCGAAGUUUAGCAUGUGGCCCUUCGGCUGAGACUCAAUUGGAAGAAGCAUUCAAGCAAGAAGUCCUGCUUGAGGAUGCGAUGGAAGCAACAAGGCAAGUGGAUUGCGGAGCAUGUACUCGAUCGAGUAGUCAUGCGCAACUUCUUGAUGCAGUCCAGUCCGCUGCUGAUGGCAUAGCUGAUGGCCCAAACAAGGAAGCUACAAAGAAGACGGCAAGCCACGAAGUGCUUGAUCAUGAAACACUGGUUGGAAUAGAGAAGGGAUGGGUUCUAUCCAAAGCGAUGGGGUAUCUAUGAUUG
Molecule: messenger RNA, 1836 nt
Organism: Effrenium voratum
Lineage: Eukaryota; Dinophyceae; Suessiales; Symbiodiniaceae
Source: the annotation of a GenBank genome assembly